Messenger RNA from Aspergillus pseudonomiae, 1239 nucleotides. RefSeq names its product bifunctional chorismate synthase/riboflavin reductase [NAD(P)H] ARO2. The record is from RefSeq and is a predicted model, not a curated record. NCBI's taxonomy places the organism in Eukaryota, Fungi, Ascomycota, Eurotiomycetes, Eurotiales, Aspergillaceae. Gene Ontology annotation, molecular function: FMN binding; chorismate synthase activity. Gene Ontology annotation, cellular component: cytosol. Bases 1 to 1239 code for a protein of 412 amino acids. Gene Ontology annotation, biological process: chorismate biosynthetic process; aromatic amino acid biosynthetic process. The transcript is spliced from 3 exons.
AUGUCAACUUGGGGUGAAUACUUCAAGGUCACCACUUACGGUGAAUCUCAUUGCCGCUCCGUCGGCUGCAUCGUUGAUGGCUGCCCUCCAGGAAUGGAGCUUACUGAGGCCGAUGUCCAGCCUCAGAUGACCCGGAGACGUCCCGGUCAGAGUGCUUUGACGACCCCUAGAAAUGAGAAGGACCGCGUGGAAAUCCAGUCGGGAACGGAAUUCGGUGUCACCCUUGGUACCCCGAUUGGCAUGAUGGUCCGCAACGAGGAUCAGAGGCCCAAGGACUACGGUGGCAGCACAAUGGACUUGUACCCUCGCCCCAGCCAUGCCGAUUUCACCUACCUCGAGAAAUAUGGCGUCAAGGCCAGCAGCGGCGGUGGCCGCAGCAGUGCUCGUGAGACAAUCGGCCGUGUCGCCGCCGGAGCCAUUGCUGAGAAGUACCUGCGCCUCUCUCACGGCGUUGAGAUCGUCGCAUUCGUCUCCUCUGUCGGCAAUGAAUACCUCUUCCCUCCCACCCCUGAGCACCCCUCUCCCGCCACCAACCCCGAAUUCCUGAACCUCGUCGAGAACAUCAGCCGCGAAACUGUCGACUCCUUCGUGCCAACCCGCUGUCCCAAUCAAGACGCUGCAGCCCGCAUGACCAAAGUCAUCGAGCAAUUCCGCGACAACCAAGACAGCAUCGGCGGUACGGUAACGUGCGUGAUCCGCAACGUGCCCGUAGGACUCGGCGAGCCCUGUUUCGACAAGCUUGAAGCCAAGCUUGCGCACGCCAUGCUCAGCAUCCCCGCAACAAAGGGCUUCGAAAUCGGCUCGGGCUUCGGCGGCUGCGAAGUGCCAGGCUCCAUCCACAACGAUCCCUUCGUCGUCUCGGACGUUGAAACCCGCACCGGCACCGAAACCACCACCAAGCAGCGUCUGACCACCAAGACCAACAACUCCGGCGGUAUCCAGGGCGGCAUCUCCAACGGUGCCUCCAUCUACUUCCGCGUCGCCUUCAAGCCCCCGGCCACCAUCGGCCAGGCCCAGACAACCGCCUCCUACGGUCUCGAAGAGGGCACCCUCGAGGCCAAGGGCCGUCACGACCCCUGCGUCGUGCCCCGUGCUGUUCCCAUCGUCGAAACCAUGUCCGCCCUCGUCAUCAUGGACGCCCUUAUGGCCCAGUAUGCUCGUGAGAGCGCGAAGAACUUGCUCCCGCCUCUGCCUAAGACCAUCCCGACUCAUCCCACGAUCAAGCCCGACUCCGCAUGA